AUGUGGAUUCUUCCGCUCGUGGGGUACCUGGGGGUAAUUUUUGGCUUUGCAUUCUUGACACUGGGAAUCGCCUCGGGCCUCUACUACCUAUCCGAAAUAGUGGAGGAGCACACCGUGCUUGCCCGCCGGCUCCUGAGCCGCCUAAUAUACAGCAUCAUCGGCGUGCAGACCCUCCUCAUGAUCUUUGAUCGAUUCCCUAUAUUCCUCUCUCUCCUCAGCAUCGCGUCGCACCUCGUCUAUGCCAGCAACCUCCGCCGUUUCCCCAUUGUCAAGCUUUCGGAUCCCCUCUUCAUUCUGUCCUGCCUCCUCGUCGGCCUCAACCACUGGCUGUGGUUCCGCCACUUCUCGCAGCCGAUCGCUCCGGCCCAGCGAUCCGAGAAUAACUGGCGCCAGCCGUAUAAAGUCGACUAUAGCGACGUGCCCUCUUUCACCGAUGUGGCCUCGUACUUCGGGCUCUGUGUCUGGCUGGUUCCAUUCGCUCUCUUUGUGAGUCUCAGUGCUGGAGAGAAUGUGCUGCCGAGCAUGGGCUCUGAAUAUGCUACUGGGGAGCAUGUGCCGACUGCGGGGCUGGGUGGCGCCUCUGAUGCAAAGAUCAAGAAUAAGGGAAUGGCCAAGGCGUUGGUGGAUGGGGUCCGGGAGUGGGCAGCUGAAAACGGGGAGGUCUUGGGGUUUUGGAAGGGAGAACGGACCAGGCGGUUCUAG
This is a messenger RNA of Penicillium lagena, 702 nucleotides long. RefSeq lists its product as uncharacterized. Lineage: Eukaryota; Fungi; Ascomycota; Eurotiomycetes; Eurotiales; Aspergillaceae. Gene Ontology annotation, cellular component: COPII-coated ER to Golgi transport vesicle; Golgi membrane; endoplasmic reticulum membrane. Gene Ontology annotation, biological process: endoplasmic reticulum to Golgi vesicle-mediated transport. The record is from RefSeq and is a predicted model, not a curated record. The transcript has 2 exons. Gene Ontology annotation, molecular function: COPII receptor activity. The coding region runs from base 1 to 702 and encodes 233 amino acids.